AUGAAUCACUCCGGCUCAUAUUACGUGAUUGUUCUAGGCACUAAGAUGGCUCUGAAGUUCCUGAGGAAGAAAACAACCAAACUGAAGAGCUUCUUAAGGGAGUACAGCAUCUCUCUCUACCUGUCUCCCUGCCCCUUUAUCAUCAACAUGUUCGGCAUUGCCUUUGAGACAGARGACUACUACGUCUUCGCUCAGGAGUAUGCCCUGGCAGGAGACCUCUUCGACGUCAUUCCCCCUCAGGUGGGUCUUCCAGAGACMGUGGCUAAGCGUUGUGUCCACCAGGUGGCCAUCGCCCUGGACUACCUGCACUGUAAGAAGCUAGUCCACCGGGACAUCAAGCCUGAGAACAUCCURAUCUUUGACAAAGAGUGCCGUAAGGUCAAGCUGUCAGACUUCGGCAUGACACGGCYUGCCGGUUCCCCAGUGAAGCGUGUCAGCGGAACCAUCCCGUACACAGCACCGGAGUUGUGCGAUGCCUCGCAGCACGAGGGCUUCUGCGUGGACUACAGCACUGACGUGUGGGCCUUCGGUGUCCUCCUCUUCUGCAUGCUCACCGGCAACUUCCCCUGGGAGAAGGCCCUGCCGUCCGACGCCUUCUACCAGGAGUUUGUGCGCUGGCAGCGGCGCCGGACGGGCACCGUGCCCUCUCAGUGGCGGCGCUUCACAGACGAGGGGCUGCGCAUGUUCCGCAGGCUCCUGUCCAUUGAGCAGGAGCGCCGCUGCUCCGUUAAGGAGGUUUUCAGCUACUUCAACCACCACUGGAUGCUGGACAAUGAGCCAGGUAGCAGCAGCGUUGCAGGAGGAGGGUCAGUGGGCAGUGGGCCCCAGGUGGAGCUCAGCUCGUCGUCAUCUGAAGAGGAUGUACUGGUGGACAGGCUAAAGCAGCAGAGCCUGAUAGAGCCCAUGGGCGGACACUACUCCUCCACCGGCUCCCCCUCCUCCACCAGCAGCUACGAACGUGUCUCCCGUGACAAUGGAGGGGCUGGACGCAUCUUGGUGGCCACGCCCAUUGAAAUUUGUGUGUAGAGAUUGGCUAUGUGCACACACAUACACACACUGUAUAAACACUAACAUAUGAAGGUCAAAUAACAGAGUACGAUCUUCCUGGUCAAAGUAAGUGGUGGGAGAACAGCCUGGUCUCAUAGACUAAAAGUAACAUAGUAAAUGUAAAUCCUCGACACUGAAAUUAUUAUGAUAUGUUAC
Messenger RNA from Salvelinus sp. IW2-2015, 1203 nucleotides. RefSeq names its product serine/threonine-protein kinase SBK1-like. Gene Ontology annotation, molecular function: ATP binding; protein serine/threonine kinase activity. The record is from RefSeq and is a predicted model, not a curated record. Gene Ontology annotation, biological process: peptidyl-serine phosphorylation; peptidyl-threonine phosphorylation. NCBI's taxonomy places the organism in Eukaryota, Metazoa, Chordata, Actinopteri, Salmoniformes, Salmonidae.